CUCACUCUCAUGCAUAGCUUCUGGCUUCCGGCGUGACUUCUCCCGAAAGCGUUUGAGCUUAUUCUGCUUAUUUUCCGAAGCUAUUCUCCUGAUGGAUGGUUUUUGGAAAACGCUUGGCUUGGGCGCGCUCCUGUCGCCCGUGCUAUACGCGCUUUAUCUCGCAAGCCUAAUCGUCAUUCCUUACCUCAAGUCGUUGCCGCUUCGCCGCAAGCUGCGCCACCUGCCUGGCCCCCCUGUGACGGGCUUUUUCCUGCUCGGCAACGUCCCCGACCUAGUGCGCACGCCGGUGCACCAGUGCAUGGCGCGAUGGGCCGAGCAGUACGGCAAGAUCUUCAAGUUGGAGCUGCCCACCAUGACGGCUGUUGUGCUGACGGACCCCGAGGCGGUGUCCCAGGUGCUCAAGGUGGACCGCUUCGAGAAGCUCACCACCAGCUACCAGAACAUGGAGAAGUUGACCGCCGAGCAGCAGCCCAACAUUCUCACGGAGCCGCUCAGCGCCUACUACAAGGCCGUGCGCCGCGCCGUGACGCCCGCCUUCAGCACUGCCAACCUCAGGCGCUUCUUCCCGCUGCUGCUGGACAUCACGCAGCAGGUCAUGACGGGGCUGGCGGCGGCCGGACCCAGCGCCGCCCUGGACCUGGACCGGGUGGCGCAGCGGCUGACCAUCGACGUGAUCGGGCGCUUCGCCUUCGACCGCGACUUCGGCGCCACAGCCGACAUCGCCAAGACCAACGAGGCUCUGCAGGUGGUGGGCGAGCUGAUGACGGCACUGCAGCGCAUGCUCAACCCGCUCAACCGCUGGUUCUGGUGGCGCAAGGAGGCGCGGGGGCUGUGGGCCAGUCGCCGCCGCUAUGACGCGCUGGUGCGGCGGGCGCUGGAGGACCUGCGGUCCAGCCCGCCCGCGCAGCACACGCUGCUGCACCACCUCAUGAGCCUGACCGACCCGGACACGGGCAAGCCGCUGUCUGCCCGGCGGCUGCGGAGUGAGACGGCGCUGUUCUGGAUCGCCGGCUUUGAGACCACGGCGCAUGCCAUUGGCUGGACGCUCAUGUUCAUCGCGGGCAGCCCCGAGGUUGAGUCGCGCGUUGCCGCGGAGCUGGAGGGUGCGGGGCUCCUGGCGGUGCCUGGGCGGCCGGAGCCGCGCCAGCUGGCGUGGGGCGACCUGGGCGGCCUCAAGUACCUGAACGCGGUCAUCCACGAGUCGAUGCGGCUCAUGCCGCCAACCAGUGGCGGCACCGUGCGUGUGGUGCCUCGCGACACGCAGCUGGCGGGUCACGUGCUGCCCAAGGGCACCAUGCUGUGGAUCCCCUUCUACGCCAUGCAGCGGUCGGAGCGGGUGUGGGGCCCCGACGCCGCGCAGUUCAGGCCCGAGCGCUGGCUGGCCGCCGCGGCCGGGGCAGGCGGGCCGGGUGUCGCUGCGGAGGAGGAUGACAUUGUGCGGGCGGCGGACACACAGUCGGCGCGCGGCUUCCUGCCGUUCAGCGAGGGCCCGCGCAACUGCGUGGGGCAGUCGCUGGCGCUGCUGGAGCUGCGCACCGCCCUGGCGCUGCUGUGCGGCAGCUUCAGGUUCCGCCUGGCCGACGACAUGGGCGGCGUGGAAGGCGCUGUGUCGGAGGCGCGGCAGCACAUCACACUUAAGCCGGGAGACCGCGGGCUGCUCAUGCACGCCAUCCCCCGGGUGCCGGCGUGAGAGGGGAGGGGGCGAGGCGAGAGGAGAACUGACACAACAGAGAGCGAGGGAGGGGAGGGGCGGGCGGGGAUUAAGUGAUAUGCGAGAUGUUGGAGGUAGCCCAGUGGCAGGGAGGCCGCCCCUGGGUUGGCCUGUGCUUUGGGGUUACAUGCGUGUGCAGGCAAGAGUCGCAUAGGUGCAAUCGUUACACGGUAAUGGCGACUGGGGAGCACCUGACUACCGUACACCUGGUACUCCCGUUCAUCAGGCUUGAGGCAUUGUGGUGCCGUUGGAAGCGUUUCAAGGGGCAUGACCUUUUGGCGUAGUUGUGUUGUGAUGUUGGUUGCCGCAAUAGCGCGGCCUGGCUGGCCGCGCCGCCGCGAUUGUUUCAUGGGUGUGCGAUGGGACAGUGUUUAGGCAGGUUGGGGGAGUCCCAUAGGGUUCAGCUGAUUCCCAGCAGAUGGCUAUUGUUUCAUGGGAGGUAUCCGCGGCCAACAGACCGCUAGAGGCUGGAAAAAGUGGGUGUCGCGUGCGGAUGUGGUUCUGGCGAGAGUUAUGCAUUGGUUGCAAAAGGGGCAUGCGUGGCUGCGCCCGUGCGCUGCAAUGCGCACUGGAUGUCUCCGCAGCAGGCCAUACUAGUCUCGGCGUCUUCGGGACUGUCCCCUCUGUAACAUCCGCAUUCA
Messenger RNA from Chlamydomonas reinhardtii, 2352 nucleotides. RefSeq lists its product as uncharacterized. Bases 92 to 1690 code for a protein of 532 amino acids. Gene Ontology annotation, molecular function: oxidoreductase activity, acting on paired donors, with incorporation or reduction of molecular oxygen; iron ion binding; heme binding. The transcript has 15 exons. The record is from RefSeq and is a predicted model, not a curated record. Lineage: Eukaryota; Viridiplantae; Chlorophyta; Chlorophyceae; Chlamydomonadales; Chlamydomonadaceae.